Gaeumannomyces tritici R3-111a-1 is the source of this 1604-nucleotide messenger RNA. RefSeq lists its product as hypothetical. The record is from RefSeq and is a predicted model, not a curated record. Gene Ontology annotation, cellular component: mitochondrion. Bases 102 to 1175 code for a protein of 357 amino acids. NCBI's taxonomy places the organism in Eukaryota, Fungi, Ascomycota, Sordariomycetes, Magnaporthales, Magnaporthaceae. The transcript has 2 exons. Gene Ontology annotation, molecular function: hydrolase activity, acting on acid anhydrides, in phosphorus-containing anhydrides.
GGCUGUCCGCCUGACGUCGUGCCUCGGCUUGUUUGUUCACCCCCUCAAAGACGACAACGCGGGGAUUGAGAAGCCACACAGUAACCCUCCAUGAGCUCGAGAUGAGGACUGUCAGUUCCACUCGAAUACUGCGUGUGGGCUCGGCGCAAAAGUUACAAAAUUUCUUUGCAGAGAGCCUAUCGCCAACACGUCGUAUCCAGGCCCAGACACAGCUACGGGACAUGACAGCCCCAGCAAAGCCAAGACCGAGUGCGAGCAUACUAUUGGUGUCCCCAGCCAACGAGGUCCUCCUCCUGCAUAGGGUCCAGACCUCGAGCGCCUUCCCCUCGGCCCACGUCUUCCCAGGCGGCAACCUCUCGCGCUUCCACGAGAGCGGCCACGUCGAGCUCGAGGACCCGCUGGCGCAGGGGGACAGCCCCGAGUUCCGCGCGGCCGCCAUCCGUGAGACGUUUGAGGAGAGCGGGAUCCUGCUCGCCGUCGACGCCGCCGCGCGCGGCGGGCGGCCCGUCGAGCUCACGGCGGCCCAGCGCGACGCCGGGCGCCGGGCGGUGCACGCCAACGAGGUCACGCUUUCGCGCUGGCUCGAGGGGGUCGGCGGGGUGCCGGACCUGCAGGGCUUGCGCCCCUUCACCAGGUGGAUCACGCCGGGCAACGUGCCGCGGCGGUUCAACACGCAGAUGUACCUCUACAUGCUUCCUCUAUCUAGUGGAACCGCUACGGACCGCAACGUCGUGCCGGCGACGUCCGACGGCGGGCUGGAGCAUACAGAGGCCGUAUUCGCGCCGCCGCGCACGUGGCUUGAGCGUGCGCGGCGCGGCGACAUCGUCAUGUUCCCGCCCCAGGUGUACCUUUUGUCCCUUGUUGCAGAGCAUCUGCAGCCUCUGAAUACGGACAGCUCGUCGUCGCUGGAGACGCGGCAGCAGAGGAGGGAGUCGCUACUACGGUUCGUGCAGGAGACGCCCUCGGACGGGGUGGCGUGGGCCGACAAGGUCAUCAGCCCGUCCUUCAUGGGGCCGGUGGACAAGGGGGGCGGCGGCGAUGACCGGAUCGUUCUGGGGCUGUCGAGGCCAAGGGGCGAUCCCGAUCGGGUUGUUUAUGUCAAGCUGGAGAAGGGCGGGUCCAGGUUUGGCGAAGUGCGCAUGCACCCUCAGAGGAGCACGACCGGGAAGCUCUAGGUAGGGCUCGCUCUAGGCUUAGCCGGCAGUCUGGGGACGGAGUCAGAGAGGCCCAUGCCUCGUGCCUGCAUGAUCCUGAAACUAUUUACACUGCAUGCUGACCUGGCGAGGAGGCCGGGGGCGUCUGCAGCCAGAUCCCCGCCUCGCCUGCGUCGACUGGUGGAAAUCAGGGAGCGGGAAUUGGAGGGUCAGGCAAUUGAGGAGGUAGCUUGGUGGUGGGCGCCUUGGAAUUUGCGCCGUGGGGCUAGCACUAGUUUGCAGUGCCCGUUCAGCUGGGUGAGGCUUUGCAGCUUCUCCAUCGAGCCACACGCACAGUGCUGUGCGUCGAAAUUCAGUGGGGGGCCUUUGGCUGCCGGCCCACCACGGUUGCCAGGGGCGACACCAAUGGGCAAACAAGCUGGGCCAAAAUAAACCAGGGUCGACAAGGCA